Molecule: messenger RNA, 339 nt
Organism: Malaya genurostris
Lineage: Eukaryota; Metazoa; Arthropoda; Insecta; Diptera; Culicidae
Exons: 2
Coding region: 77-310 (77 amino acids)
Biological process (GO): determination of left/right symmetry; epithelial cilium movement involved in extracellular fluid movement; inner dynein arm assembly
Cellular component (GO): outer dynein arm
Source: RefSeq, a predicted model, not a curated record
UCUGUUGAACUGGUUACCUAGGAUACGGUUUUGUGGAAAAGGGUGUUUAUCAAUUUAUUUUUUGAGUUCAAGCAGAAUGAUUUCCAAUUCGGAUAUCAAAAAACUGGAAGCAUCUUGUUUGGAAAAUAUAAAAGGUGACGAAUUAUAUCAGCUGCGAAAUGAUGCAAAAUUGCGAGCGGUGACUAACUCGAAGAACUAUGAUGAAUUUAAGGAUAUAGUGGAUGCAGCUCAUUUGAGUGCCAUCACUUCGCAGGACAAAAGGAAUGCGAAAACCAAACAAAGUUUGUGGAAUACAGUUUCUAAAAAUUAGAAUGAUAAAUACAAAUGCCUUCAUUUUAA